Molecule: messenger RNA, 1363 nt
Organism: Eupeodes corollae
Lineage: Eukaryota; Metazoa; Arthropoda; Insecta; Diptera; Syrphidae
Exons: 4
Coding region: 344-1207 (287 amino acids)
Biological process (GO): regulation of transcription by RNA polymerase II
Cellular component (GO): nucleus; transcription regulator complex
Molecular function (GO): DNA binding
Source: RefSeq, a predicted model, not a curated record
AUGGCAGUUCAUAGACAUUUAUACACCCUGAACUAGAUAAGACAUUAAUAAAUAAUCUUACUUCAAUGAUUGCAUUUUUGUAAUUUUUGAAAGAAAUAGCGUGCACCCUGUAAAAAUAAUAUAAGAAAUAAAUAAACAAAAUUUCAACAUGAUGUCGUCAUUCACAAUCAAUAUUUUUAAUUAUUCUACAUAUUUUUAUUUUUAAUACGUGCGUGAUAUAUUAAAACAUAUAUAUUAACAUUAUCAAUUCCGGUUAAAAAAAAGAAAAAAAUAAAUAAAUACAACACAAACACUUGACAGCUAUAAUAAUCAACAUUUAUUGCAGUCGUGUGAAGCGUGUGAAAUGAUAUACAUGGAGGAGGAAUUAAUAAAACUCGUACGGGAAAGUACCAUUUUAUGGGACUUAAAGCACAGAGACUAUAGAAAUCAGACUUCGAGAAAAGAAGCGUGGGACGCAAUUGGUGAAAAGUUGGGCAAAUCUGGAGAAUAUAGUAAGGAAACAUGGAACAAACUACGAAAUGCAUACACCAAUGCUUUGAAUCGAAGGAAAUCCCGACUAAGACAAGAAUCGUCUAGGAAAAUGCCAAAAUGGACAUUUGAAGAUCAAAUGGCAUUUCUCCCCUAUACAAAUGUUGGAAGACCAAGACAAUUUGAAAGACUUUCAAUUGAAGCCUCUGAAGACGAUACUCAAGAUCAGGAACAACAAUAUGAUAAUUCGAACGAUGAUAACAUUGAAGUCAAUGCCCCAAAACAUGUAGACGAACAAGAACAAGACAUCAAACCAUCUCUAUUUCAAAUUGGCAAUGAAGCCCUUUCAACUGAUCAAUCCGACAUCAAUGCAAGGCAUUUUGAGAAUUCGAGCUUUCAAGAAUUCGCCACACCCCCAACUACAACGCGGAGAGAAUCCAAAUUGCAAAAUUCAAAACUCAUAUCAACAAUGAAUGAAUUGGUUAGAACAAUGAAGAACCAAAAUCGGAUGAUGAUGUCACACAAUAUAUCGCGAAAAAGUUAUGGUAGUGGAAAUAGUAACAUAGUUAAUAAUUGUUCCUCGUCGUCGUCACAUGAUGAAGACGAAAUGUACUUUUUAAGUUUGGCUCGAUUUGUUAAAAAACUUAAGCCAGCCGAGCGUAUACGAGUCAAAGGAGAAGUAUCGCAAAUUAUUUUUCAAGCCGAAUUGCGCAGUCUUCCAAAAGAUGAACAAAACUAACAACAGAUGGAAUAAUUUGUUUUGAAAUCACACAACUAUACUAAUUUUGAGGAGUGAUAUAUUUUUGAAACUAAAUUUGGAUUUUAAAUCUUAUUUAUAUUUACAUGUACAUAUGUAUGUAAAUUAAUUAAAAUAAAAGAUAUUUAAUACAUGCAA